UGGGGGGCCCUGGCCGACUGCUACGUGCGCUGCGGCCACCUGGAGAAGGCCCGGGAUGUGUACGAGGAGGCCGUGCAGACGGUGAUGACCGUGCGGGAUUUCACGCAGGUGUUUGACAGCUACGCGCGCUUCGAGGAGAGCGUCAUCGGCGCCCUGCUGGACACCCAGGCCCAGCUGGGCCGGGGCCAGGACGAGGAGGUGGAGCUAGAGCUGCGCCUGGCGCGCUUCGAGCGCCUCAUGGCGCGGCGGCCGCUGCUGCUCAACAGCGUGCUGCUGCGGCAGAACCCCCACAACGUCCACGAGUGGCACAAGAGGGUGGCCCUGCACCAGGGACAGCCUGACAAGAUCAUCCAGACCUUCACAGAGGCCGUCCGCACUGUGGAUCCCCAGCGCGCCACCGGCCGCCCCCAUGAGCUCUGGGUGGCCUUCGCCCGCUUCUACGAGGACAACGGGCAGCUGGACGAUGCCAGGUCCAUCCUGUCGCGGGCCACGCGGGUGCGGUUCCGGCGCGUGGAGGAUUUGGCCGCGGUCUGGUGUGAGUUCGGAGAGCUGGAGCUGCGCCACCAGCGACACCAGGAGGCCCUGAGGGUGCUGCGGAAAGCCACGGCGCUCCCAGCCAAACGCGCCGAGUACUUCGACAGCUCGGAGCCCGUCCAGAACCGGCUCUACAAAUCCCUCAAGGUGUGGUCCAUGCUGGCCGACCUGGAGGAGAGCCUGGGCACCUUCCAGUCGACGCGUGCGGUCUAUGAGCGCAUCCUGGACCUGCGCAUCGCCACCCCCCAGAUCGUCAUCAACUACGCGCUGCUGCUGGAGGAGCACGGCCGCUUCGAGGACAGCUUCAAGGCGUACGAGCGCGGCAUCGCGCUGUUCCGGUGGCCGCACGUGGGGGACCUGUGGCUCACGUACCUGUCCAAGUUCGUGGCCCGCUACGGUGGCCGGAAGCUGGAGCGGGCACGGGACCUCUUCGAGCAGGCACUGGAC
Molecule: messenger RNA, 981 nt
Organism: Cyanistes caeruleus (blue tit)
Lineage: Eukaryota; Metazoa; Chordata; Aves; Passeriformes; Paridae
Source: RefSeq, a predicted model, not a curated record